Molecule: messenger RNA, 4639 nt
Organism: Lolium perenne
Lineage: Eukaryota; Viridiplantae; Streptophyta; Magnoliopsida; Poales; Poaceae
Product: C2 and GRAM domain-containing protein At1g03370
Source: RefSeq, a predicted model, not a curated record
CUCCAUCUCCGUUGCACCAAUCUCGAGGCUGGAGGCGCGCUCAAAACCAAAAUUAGCGAGCACCUGGCCGGACGCGGGGAAACCGCCCCCAUCUCUCAUCUCGAUUCGGCACACAAGGAACCAAACCAAACAUGGCAACCCAACUUUGAUCCAUUCCCAUCUCAAUUUCUCCGUGAAUUCUUCGCGCAACAACACAGGAUUGGAAGAUCGAUCGAUCCCCAAUUCUGCAUUUUUUCCAUAUAUACGGUUUUGAUCGCAUGACAAAGCUCAAGAGCGUGGCGUCCACGGUGGGGGCGGCGGAGGAGUGCGCGGGGAGCGCUCGGCAGAUUGCCCCGUCGCCGAUGAAGCUGCUGGUGCGCGUCGUGGAGGCGCGGGGCCUGCUGGCGGUGCACGUCAACGGCACCAGCGACCCCUUCGUCAAGCUGCAGCUCGGCAAGCGCCGGGCCAAGACCGCCGUCGUCAAGAAGAACCUCGCCCCCGUCUGGGACGAGGAGUUCAGCUUCCUCGUCGGCGACGUCACCGAGGAGCUCGCCGUAUCCGUGCUCAACGAGGACAAGUACUUCAGCAACGACCACCUCGGAAGGGUCAAGGUGCCCCUCUCCCAGGUCAUGGACACCGACGGCCUCUCCCUCGGCACCGCAUGGUACCAGCUCCAGCCAAAGAGCAGCAAGUCCAAGAGGAAAUGCCGCGGGGAAAUCUGCUUGCGCAUAUCCUUGUCUACACGAACGCACGUGUCCGAAGAACUGCACCCUCUACCGCGCCCCACUUCGGACGGCGUAUCAUCCAGUUCAGACAGGUCAAUCGGGACCAAGCGUGGAGCUCUGUCAACCACCAACAGCUACAUUGACCUCUCAGCCGUGGCCAGCUUGGACCGAGGAUCGCAGAGCAGCUUCGAACGGUCGGCGGAUAGCUUCGUGGAGCAGCCGCCCAGGAGCAGCAUCGAACAAGCAGUCACCGAGCCUGGAACGGCCGCUGAAACUGAUGCGAUGGCCAACACGUCGUCGAUGGUAGAGGUCUUGUCUCGCUAUUUCUUUCGGAAACCUGUCGACGCCGCUGUGGCUGCAGUUGUCUCUGAUGCCGAGUCGGUGGUGGAUCAGUCCCCGGAGCCGAAAGCGUGCUCUGAAGAACGUGAAGGUCCUGAGAAUCGCACGCCACCUGAGUCGAGCCUUGAUGAGCUACUGAAAAUCAUGGAGUCCAAAGAUCAAGGCGCUGAAAUGCCAGCUAAACUGUCUAAUGGCGUUCUGGUUGACGAAUCUUAUGUUACUGCACCAGCCGGACUGAAUACGCUCUUGUUUUCUCCAAAUUCAGAUUUCUGGCCGGCUGUAGCAGAGCUUCAAGGAACAAGUGGAUUUCAGAUUGAAUCGUGGAAGAUCGAUAGCAACGAUGGUUGUUUGCGAAGAACAUUAAGUUACAUAAAAGCUGCGAGUAAGCUGGUUAAAGCUUGCAAGGCCACAGAAGAGCAGAAAUACUUGAAAGCAGCUGGGAAUUCUUUUGCUGUUUUGUCUAUUGUUAGCACUCCUGAUGUUCCUUGUGGAACUUGUUUCAAGAUAGAGAUAUUGUACUCUAUAACGCCAGGUCCCCAGUUAUCAUCUGAAGAGCAAACGGCACACCUUACUGUAAGUUGGCGGAUCAACUUUGUUCAGAGCACAAUGAUAAAAGGAAUGAUUGAAAAUGGGGCAAAACAAGGCAUGUCAGAAGGUUAUGCACAAUUUUCUGAAGUACUGUCCCAAAAGUUUAAAGUAGCUGAGCUUGAUGAUGCUAAUGCAAGCAAAGCAAAGAUUUUGGCUUCACUGCAUACACAAAAAGAACCGAGCUGGAGGCUGAUUGUCCGCUUCCUUGGGAACUUCACAUUCAUAGUCUCUGUUAUCGUAGGGAUAUAUAUUAUAGCACACCUUCAUUUGUCAAAGCCCAAAGCGAUGAAUGGGCUUGAGUAUUUUGGCAUUGACCUUCCCGAUUCAAUUGGAGAGGUCGUGGUUUGUGCUGUGUUGAUCCUUCAGGGACAGAAUAUCAUGAAAGUAAUGAAGCGCUUUUCGAAUGCAUGGAAACAAAGAGGUAGUGAUCAUGGAGUCAAAGCUCAUGGAGAUGGUUGGAUACUGACUGUUGCACUUAUUGAGGGCAGUGGUAUAGUAGCUGGUGAUUCCUCUGGCUUAUUUGAUCUUUAUGCUGUUUUUACUUGCAAUGCGAAGAGGAAAACAAGCUCAAUUAAAUUCCACACCUCUGAUCCAAAAUGGAAUGAGAUAUUCGAAUUUGAUGCAAUGGAUGAUCCACCAUCAAGGAUGGAUGUGGCUAUUCAUGAUUCUAAUCGAUCCGAUGGAGAUCCCAUUGGUCACGCUGAAGUGAACUUUCUGACAAGCAGUUUGUCAGAUUUAACUGACAUAUGGGUUCCUCUUGAUGGGAAGUGUGAUCCAGCAAGCAACCCUAAGCUACACUUAAGAAUCUUUUUGAACAACUCAAGAGGAACUGAAGUUGUCAUGAAUUACCUGUCAAAGAUGGGGAAAGAAGUCGGUAAGAAGAUAAAUUUGCGGUCAGCACAAACAAAUUCAGCAUUCCGGAAGCUUUUUAACCUCCCUCCAGAAGAGUUUCUCAUUGAUGAUUUCACCUGCCAUCUAAAACGGAAGAUGCCACUGCAGGGGCGUCUCUUUUUUUCUCCAAGAAUAAUUGGAUUCUACUCUAAUAUAUUUGGUCACAAGACAAAGUUUUUCUUUUUGUGGGAAGACGUCGAUGAUAUCCAGGUUAUCCCUCCUACACUGUCAAUUGGCAGCCCAUCCUUGAUGGUCAUCCUGAGAAAGGAUAGAGGGUCAGAAGCAAAACAUGGUGCCAAGGGAACCGAUAACAAUGGAAGAUUGAAGUUCCAUUUUCAGUCCUUUGUUUCGUUCGGUGAUGCUCACAGAAUAAUUAUGGGGAUUUGGAAAAUGCGGUCACCGGGUCCAGAACAGAAGGGGGAGAUAAUGGAGGAGUCUGAACUGAAAGAACUCCCGGCCGAAGAAUCAGGGUCCUUAUUUAGCCAUGAAGAUGUCAAAAUGUCUGAAAUAUUCUCAUCAGUUCUCUCUGUGGACGUUGAGUCCUUGAUGGAGAUGUUUUCAGGAGGUCAGUUGGAACACAAAGUGAUGCAAAAGACUGGCUGUAUGGAUUACUCGUCAACAGAAUGGGAACUUGUAAACAGAAAUAUAUACCAGCGGCAAAUCAACUACAAGUUUGACAAAGCAUUGUCUCGAUCUGGAGGAGAAGCAAGCACCACUCAACAGAAGUAUGCCCUAGUGAACCAAGAUGGGUGGGCCAUUGAAGAGGUGAUGACACUCCAAGGUGUUCUACUUGGGGACUACUUUAGUCUCCAGCUAAAGUAUCAUAUGGCGAACGUACCAGCGAAACCAAACACCUGCAGUGUGCAGGUUUUGUUGGGGAUUGCCUGGUUAAAGAGCACCAAGCAACAAAAGAAGGUCACAAAAAAUAUCAUGUCGAAUACCUCUAAUAGAUUGAAGGAGCUAUUUUCUGAAGUCGAAAAGGAUCUUACGUCAAGAAACGGAAUAAUGCGUGGUUUCAAAAAAAAAAAAUCAAUCGGCGGACGGCAGGCCGACCGCAGGUCUCAGAGGGUCCUGAAGAUUGGAACCCGGUCGGCGGACAGGCUGCCGAUCAGCCAGCCAGCUUCCGAUCGGCAAGCACGUUGCCGACGAGGUGAGCUCGUGGCAGUACAUCAGUCCAUAGCCUCCUUCUUUCUUUAUUUUCCCUGGUGGCGGGGCGUCCUGAUCUCUCCUGAUUGAUGUGUGCACAUGCUAAGAUGAGACCUGGUCGGUAACUAUUCCAUCCUCAUGCACCAAGCGAUGUGUGCACGUACUGAGAAGAGACGUGGGGCAAGGAAAAGUGCUCAGCAUGCAAGGAAAACUGCUCAUAUGCAUUCGUAGUUCUUGAUUUUGCAUGGAGGCCAGGCUAGUCAGUUUCCGCUGAGCAGACAAGGUCUAAUCGGCGUGGCCUGGCAUUUGUUCAGGCCGAUCAGGUGGUUAGUUUCACUUCGACCGAUCGGCACGCGCUGAAAACCGAUCGGUCGAAAGAUGGCCGACGAAGUCAGAAAAUUGAAAUUUUUAGAAAACGCGUAUUAUUCCUGAAAAUGAUUUAGAAAUUCGUAUUAUUUUAAAAAAUCGCCCAGCUUGGUGUUGCCAAUGGGGGUGGUUGACCGCUUUGGCAGAGCCAUGCUUUUUGUGUGCAACAUUCGCAUCUCAACUAGGUCUGAAUAUUACGAUGGUAUCUUUUUGAUAUUAGUAUAUUUUCUUUAUUAAAAAUAUACGUACAAAUGAGAUAUAAUAAGAAGAUUAAUUUUCAUUAGCUUCAUUAGCAUGUGUUUGGCCCGGUGAUGGACUAUAGUAAUCUUGUUUAGAAACCGGUUUAUACACAAACGAUUGCAAUGCAAUUCAUCAAAUUUCACAAUUUCAGUUGCAUGAAUUUUAGAAGAAUUUACAUAAUACAUUAUAAAAGAGGGCGUAUCCAACAAGAGAAAUAAGCCAUUGUGCCCACAUAGUUGGUCUUUAGUAGUGAGUGUAUCUGUUUGGUGGUAGCGUGUGGGUUUGAGUAUGCAUCUACAUUAUAAUAGGUGUGUCACAAAAAACUUAGUUUUGUCUUAUCAAAAAUCAGUUUAUUAGUUUUACAU